Messenger RNA from Dendronephthya gigantea, 1856 nucleotides. RefSeq names its product 3-oxoacyl-[acyl-carrier-protein] synthase, mitochondrial-like. The transcript has 14 exons. The coding region runs from base 44 to 1354 and encodes 436 amino acids. Gene Ontology annotation, molecular function: 3-oxoacyl-[acyl-carrier-protein] synthase activity. NCBI's taxonomy places the organism in Eukaryota, Metazoa, Cnidaria, Anthozoa, Malacalcyonacea, Nephtheidae. The record is from RefSeq and is a predicted model, not a curated record. Gene Ontology annotation, biological process: fatty acid biosynthetic process.
AGAUUAAUGAGGCGGAGCAACACUGACUGACCUUUGCUGUCAUAUGCCAGUAAGAAGUUUAUUUAAGUUGAGGAUGUCAAGUGGUAAGCGUAGAGUUGUUGUCACAGGUCUGGGUGCUGUUUGCUCUCUUGGUAAUGAUAUACGGUCAGUUUGGAAAAAGAUUCUUGAUGGAAAAUGUGGAAUUACCCAUGUUAAGAGCCCAGCUUUUGAGAACGUUCCUGUUAAAAUAGCUGCACCCGUGUCAAAGGAUUCAGGAUUUGUUUCUGAGGAAUGGCUUUCAAAACUGAAGGAAAAGAGAGUCGAUACACCAGAGGUUUUAUAUUCAUUUGCUGCCUCAAGUCGGGCGUUAGAAGAUGCAAAACACGAGAACAUUCAAGCGAAAGAAUCUGCAGGGGUGUGUAUUGGAAGCAGUAUAUUGGCAAUAAAUGAAGUUCUUGCGGAAACCAAAGUAAUUUCUGAAAAGGGACCCCGGAGGAUUAGUUCAUUUGUCAUCCCCAAGGUUUUAUUAAAUACACCAGCUGCAAUUGUUAGUAUGCAGUAUGGUUUUCAGGGACCAAAUCUAGCCCCUUCAACAGCUUGUUCUGCAGGGGCUCACGCUAUUGGUGAAGCAUUUAGAUUGAUAAGAAAUGGUGAUACAGAUGUUAUGGUUACGGGAGGUACGGAUGCAGCUCUCAUCUCAUUCAUAGUCGCUGCAUUUUCAAGAAUUAAAGCUUUGACAACAAAAUUCAAUAAUAAUCCGGAAGAAGCAUCAAGGCCGUUUGAUAAAUUAAGAUCAGGAUUUGUUAUGGCAGACGGAGCUGCAACAUUAAUUCUUGAGGAAUAUAACCAUGCCAAAGCCAGAAAUGCUCCUAUGUAUGCUGAAAUUCUAGGUUAUGGAUUGUCAGGGGAUGCCUAUCAUUUGACGUCACCGCCCGAUGAUGCCCGAGGUGCAAUACGUUCAAUGCGGUCAGCGUUACGUGAUGCGAACCUAACACCAGAGGAUAUUUGUUAUGUCAAUGCUCAUGCGACAUCCACUCCCGUUGGUGACGCAGUUGAAAACUAUGCAAUAAAAAAGGUUUUUAACGAUCAUGCAAGAAAUAUUAAAGUGUCUUCAACCAAAGGUUCAACUGGUCAUUUGCUUGGCGCAGCUGGAGCUCUUGAAGCAGUCUUCACAACUUUGGCUGUACACGAGGGUGUAGCACCACCGACAUUAAACUUACACGAGGUAUCUUCAAAAUCUGAGUUUAAUUUAAAUUACGUGCCCAACAAAUGCGAAGAAUUGGUAGUUGAUAAAGGUAAACAACGUAUUGCAUUGUCUAAUUCAUUUGGCUUUGGAGGAACUAAUGCUUGUCUUUGUAUUGGUGAAGUGCAAUGAUGUGUGCAAACAAUGGCAGUGGCUAUUUCAGUGUCAACACUUUCUACAAUGCAUUUCCAUUGACAUAGUAUUGCGCAUGCCUGCAGCGUAGAUCUUGACGGUUUUGUUAUCGAAAAUAUUGUGCUAAAAUCUCGUACAGAUAAUCUCGUACAGAUAAUCUCGUACAGAUAAUCUUUUCAGGCAUACUUGCUCUUAAUAUCAGGAUACACUGUUAUAUCUAUUGGGAAAUCGUUCGCUACACAUUAAAUACAGUAUAAUAUAGUUCAAACUAAUCAUUUUAGAACAGGAACAAUGCAUUAAAACUGUAAUCCUGAUUAGAGAUGGAUGCUCUAAAACAGUAAAAUUCAUAUAACGUCUAUAUCUAUAUUAUUAAUGCCAUAAUACAACAUUUAAAGUUAUUCUUCAUAUGGUAAUAAUGGGUACUAUAAGAAAUUGUGGAUCAAAGAAAGUGAAGAAGUUCGUUAUAUUUCAUCGUAAUUACAUUAUUGAUUGACAUAAUUGU